Messenger RNA from Fibroporia radiculosa, 714 nucleotides. RefSeq lists its product as uncharacterized. The record is from RefSeq and is a predicted model, not a curated record. The coding region runs from base 1 to 714 and encodes 237 amino acids. NCBI's taxonomy places the organism in Eukaryota, Fungi, Basidiomycota, Agaricomycetes, Polyporales, Fibroporiaceae. The transcript has 2 exons.
AUGCCACGUACCUCGUCACCGACAUGGAGUCUCCCGCCACGCAACCAGACUUUGCUCGACCGCUCACUCCUGCAUACUGUACUUCAUGACUUGUCUUCUCGUCUCCUCCAGUAUUUCGGGCGUACAGUGCGUCUCGUUGUGCACGGGGGUGUCAUCAUGGUGCUACAUCCCCGUCUCGCAUCUCGAAGUAACACCCGCGACGUCGACUACAACCACCGCUCCUUUGUGCAAGAGUGGCGACGUCUCGGUGUCAAGGACGCUGGAGAGCGCCUUAAGACAUGCAUUACUGCCACUGCUUGUCGCUUCAACCUCGGAGCAGAUUGGAUGAACGCAGAUGCAGAUGUUGCUCUGCCGUAUGCCAGGGAUGUAUAUGGCAACGUGUAUGAUUCCAUAUGGACUGACGCCAUCAGUGCGCGAAACCUAAGCAUCAACACUAUAUUCACGUCUCCCGGCCUCGUGCUCGUUGGAGUCAGCUGGAGCUGGGCCGUUGCACUGAAGCUUGUGCGCUACCAGAAAUAUGACCCAUAUGACAUCGCAAACAUUCUGCGCUUGGGACGCCAGCAGCGCGGCGUGAGGUGGACUCGCAAGCUGUUAGAGGACUGGCUUGUCAGUAUGUGCGGUGCCAUGAACUAUGCUGCUUAUCCGCCGUGGUAUAUGGAAACUACCAGAGACAGAAUGCGCGAUGCCAUCCGUCUUGCCGAAGUGUGUGCAUGA